Biomphalaria glabrata is the source of this 639-nucleotide messenger RNA. RefSeq lists its product as uncharacterized. The transcript has a single exon. The coding region runs from base 1 to 639 and encodes 212 amino acids. Lineage: Eukaryota; Metazoa; Mollusca; Gastropoda; Planorbidae. The record is from RefSeq and is a predicted model, not a curated record.
AUGCCUAACAAUGUGUUGACUGAUGGUGUGAUGCCUUACAAUGUGUUGACUGAUAGUGUGAUACCUUACUAUGUGUCGACUGAUAGUGUGAUACCUUAUUAUGUGUUGACUGAGGGUGUGAUGCCUAACUAUGUGUUGACUGAUAGUGUGAUACCUUACUAUGUGUUAACUAAUAGUGUGAUGUCUUACUAUAUGUUGACUGAGAGUGUGAAGCCUUACAAUGUGUUGACUGAGAGUGUGAUGCCUUACUAUGUGUUGACUGAUAGUGUGAUACCUUACAAUGUGUUGACUGAUAGUGUGAUACCUUACAAUGUGUUGACUGAGAGUGUGAUGCCUUUCCAUGUGUUGACUGAGGGUGUGAUGCCUUACUAUAUGUUGAGUGAGGGUGUGAUGCCUUACAAUAUAGUGACUGAGGGUGUGGUGCCUUACUAUGUGCUGACUGAUGGUGUGAUGCAUUACCAUGUGUUGACUGAGGGUGUGAUACCUUACUAUGUAUUGACUGAGAGUGUGAUGCCUUACUAUGUAUUGACUGAGGGUGUGAUGCUAUACUAUGUAUUGACUGAUGGUGUGAUGCCUUACUAUGUAUUGACUGAUGGUGUGAUGCCUUACUAUGUGUUGACUGAUGGUGUGAUGCCUUAG